Molecule: messenger RNA, 4104 nt
Organism: Trichomonas vaginalis G3
Lineage: Eukaryota; Parabasalia; Trichomonadida; Trichomonadidae
Exons: 1
Coding region: 1-4104 (1367 amino acids)
Source: RefSeq, a predicted model, not a curated record
AUGGAGUCUCAAUCAAAAAAACCAUCAAGCAAAUUCUCGAAGAAGAGUAGUGCGAAGAAGGUUGAAACUGAAGAAUCGAAAGAGUCUCCUUUAAAAAACAAUUUUGAUGAAUCUAAACCUGAAACAAAGGACACAAAUUCAAAGAAAACUAAAGCACCGAAAGAAAAAGGCAGUACUGAAAAGAGCAAAGGAAAGAAAUCAUCAAAAUCUCAAGGGAAAAAGCAUCAAAAGAAGAAAGACUCAUCGAGUUCUAGCGAUGAUGAACUUCUUGAUGAAGCCGAAAAGGCAGUACUUGAUUUAGCAGCAAAAACAAAAAUAAACGACGUUAAUACAAAUAAUCAAGAUGGUGACAGUGAUAAUUCUUCCCAAAACUCCGAAAAAGAUUCCAAAACUACUAAAGAAAGCAGUAGUAAGCAUAGCCCAUCUCCAAAAUUCAAAGAAAGCCAAGCAUCAAAAGAUUCUACCUUGAAUAACGAAAAAGGAGAUGCGGCGUCUAAAAAGUCCUCCAAAUCAAAGCGAAAAUCUUUAUCAUCAAAGCACGAAAGCAAAGAUUCAACAACAGAAAAUAACGCCAAAUCCAAAUCAAAGCUUCGUAGAAAAGACAGCGAUACUGUAGAAGUACAAGUAAUGUCUAUGCCGUUAUUUAAGCUAUCAAGCCAAAUUCUUAAGGCUACGGAUUCGGAUAAUGCCGUUGAAGUAGAAUCAGACAGUUCUGAAGUGUUUGAAGAUAACAACAGUACUACAAAGAAAAAGUCAGGCAAGAAAAAGCGAAAAUCAAUCAGUAAAAGAAAGAAAUCUUUAAGUACAAUCGAAGAAAAAGACGAAGAACUCUCAUUACUAACUAAAAGUCAAAACAUUGAAGAAGCCGUAGAGAAAUCUCCUAAAUCUAGUACUUCAAAAGAUGAAAAAUCUAAAAAUGAAGAAGAUGAAGUUAAAACUGAAGCAAAAGUAGAAGAAAACGAAGAGAAACCAAAAGAAGAAAAGAACCCUACACCUAAAUCAUCCAAAUCAUCAUCAAAAUCACCAAAGAAGAAGAAAAAUUCGUCAUCAAAGAAAAGUGCGAAAUCUUCUUUUUCAAAGGUAGAGGAUAACAACUCACCAUCAAAGGCCGAAGAAACAACUCCGAAGAAGGAAGAAGUUUCCGAGAAAUCUGAGAAAGAUGUCAAAAUACCAGAAAAAAUCGAAGAAGUUGCAGAGAAAAUUGAAGAGAAGAUCGUAAAACAGGAAAAGAAAGAAGAAAAACACACAAAGAACUCUAAAUCAGAAAAAAUUGAGAAAAUUGAAGAAAAAAUUUCAGAAAAGUCAGAUAGUGAUGAAAAAAGCGAAGACAAACCAAUCGAAAAAACGAGUCCAGAAAAAACCGAAAAGAUUGAAGAAAAGGAGGAAGUUCCCUCUAAAAUUGAGGGGGUAACGGCUCCAAACUCCCAAGAAAUUCCACCCAAAGCAGAAGAACCGAUAAAUAACAAGAAAGAAAAGAAAGGAAAAGGCAGGAAGAAGAGCCUUAAGUCCAAGAGGAAGUCCCUGACUGUCCAUUCUAAUGAUGACGAACAAAAUAAAGAUGAUCAAAAGAAUCAAGAGCCAAUUCCUGAAAAAGUCGAAGAAAAGAUAGAGAAAAUAGAAGAGAAAGUUCUUGAAGUGAAGAAAUCCUCUUCUUCUUCAAGCGAUGAAGAAAUUAAAGAAAAUAAAUCAGAAAAAACUUCAGCAGUUAAGUUUGAAACACCAAAGAAGUCAUCAUCAGACUCAUCAAGCUCCAGUUCAGACGAAAAACCAAUGGAAAAGCAAGAAAUUAAAGAAAAUAUUACUAAAAUCGAAGAAAAAGUUGAAGAAAAACCAGAAGAAGUUAAGAAAGAAGAGAUAGUAAUCAAAGAAGAUAAAGAAAGUUCAUCUUCUGAUUCCGAAUCUAAAUCAGAAUCCCAUUCCAUUCAAAACAAGGUAGAAGAGGUCAUUUCACCGAAAACUACAAAGAGUGGAAAGAAAGGUACAAAGAAAUCCACAAGAAAAGGCAAAAAGUCCAAGAAUAUCGAGCCAGAAAUUCCAAAAGAGGAAGAAAAGCCAAAAGAAGAACCCAAACAGCCAGUUAAAGAGACUUCAUCAUCUUCGUCUGACUCAGAGGUCCUCCAAAGUCCUCCUUUGCCUGAUUCAAAGAAAAUUGCGGAUUUGAUCGUCAACGAUAUGAAUUUGAGCUCUUCAUCACCGUCAUCUUCAGAGGAAAAACCAAUUCCUAAGGAAGAAAAAGAGAAUUCGAGUCAGAAUUUGGAAGUCAAGGAAAUCAACAAAUCUGAUUCAUCAUCUGACUCCGAGAAGGCCGAAAUUGUUGAAGAAAACAAUGAAAAGCCACAAAUCCAAGAAAUUAUUAAAAAUAAUUCCUCAAUUUCUUCAGAUUCUGAGAGUUCUUCAUCGGAAAAGGUCCAAACAAAGCCUCCGCCAAAGGAAGAAUCCAGUUCUUCCAAAGAAGAAAGCUCCAAACAAAAUAUUUCCAAUGAUGAGCAGAAAAAGAAGAAACAUUCGAAGAAACACCACAAAAACAAUGAUUCUGCAAACAAUUCUACAGAUCUCGUUGAGAAAGUUGAAGAAAAAGUUAAUAAUCAACCAAUAAUUGCAAAAACACGAGAUUUGAAUGGCGAAACAACCCAACAAGUAGCCAAUACACAAAUCACAGAAGAGCCGAAACAAAUUUCCAAGGAAUUCCUUAAUAUUGACACAUCAGAUGUCAAAAUCAAAGAAUCCAAUGGAGCAUUCUAUCUCACGAUCAACUCUGAUAUAGAACAGACAGAGCAGAAGCCACAACAAGAGCUAACACCGCCAGAAAACCAAGUAAAGAAGGAAAAUCCAGAAGAACAACCGAAGAAACAAGAAAAGAACGAUGAAAGUGACAUGAAGAAAUGUCCGGAGUUCUUAAAUAUCGAUACAAGCGAUGUAAAAGUCAAAGAAUCGAACGGAGCGUUUUAUCUGACAAUUAAUUCAGACGUAGAACCUCCUUCUGUAGAUCCUAAGCUUGUAAUCGUUCAGCCUGCGAAGAGGGACAUCAAGUUGGCCGAAGAAGAGAGCGACGAUGAUGACAAAUUCUUAACUGUUUCAUCAUCUCCUCCUCCACAGCCAAAGAAGCAGGUAAAGUACUACGGAACAUCAUCAGAUUCUGACUCUGACUAUGUUCCACCUCGUAAGACUGCUCCUGCUCCUCCUCUCGUGAUUCCAAAGACGAAUUAUUCAGAUGAAGACGAUAGUGGGUAUAAUAAUGAGACAACGAGCGAGUUAGAGAGUUUGCAUUCACCUAAGAUGCCAAGUAAUGACGAGAAAUCGCCUGUUGGUAAGAAUGGAGCGAAGAAUUCACCUGGAAGAAGAAUUUCAUGCGAUACUUGGAAGAAUUACGAUGAAAUGAUGGACCAGAAGAAGAGUCCUAAGCAAAAGGAAGGCGCUUCUCUUGUUUCAUCGCCAUCUAAAAUUACUAAGUCUUCUCCACAGAAAUUCAGGUACAUUCCUACAUCCAGAGUGAAGAGGUACGGUAAAUUCGUAACUGAUAAGCAUGAAAAUGCCGAUAAAACUAAGAAAGAGUCGAAAUUCUUGCAAGAAACAGAAGACAGCGAGAAAUUCAUCUCAAUUCCAAAGGAGAAAGACACAGAAAACAAGGAAAUCCGAUUGCUUCCAGUUGUACACCUUUCGCCAGUCAAGAAACACCUUUUAUCACCAUCGACCAAGUCGAGGUCAAUUUCAAUUAAACCGCCAAAAGAAAUGACGGUUUUUAAGAAUAAAUUUAUUGACAAAGACAAUGAUAGUGAUACGAGUGAUGAAUUAGAUUUGUCAUUCCUGGACAAACAAAACGACGAAAACGAUUUUGAAGUUGAAAAUUCACAGUCUAAGCGAAAGAAAGUCGCAGACAGGCCUCGAUCUAAAUGGCUGAAGAGGAGUGACUCAGAUGACAGUGAAGACGAACGACCAAUCAACUACGACAAGAUAGAACUUAAACACACAUCUCCUAAACUGAAACCUAAGAAAGAUAAGAAUGAAGAAGGCGGAGAAUUGUCCCUUGAAAGCAGAGGAAUGCUUGCAAUGCUCAAACAGCGAUUGGACUGGGGUAACCAGCCGCCAAUUAACUAUCAAAAAUAA